GCGGAGGGGACGAUGGAGAAUUUCACAGCGCUUUUCGGCGCUCAGACUGACCCACCACCACCUCCAACCGCACUCAGCUUCGGACCAGGAAAGCCUCCACCCCCUCCUCCGCCUCCUCCGGGUGGGGGACCCGGCACGGCCCCGCCUCCCACCUCAGCCACGGCUCCUCCCGGCGCGGACAAGUCAGUGGCUGGUUGUGGCCCCUUCUAUUUAAUGAGGGAACUGCCAGGUAGCACAGAGCUGACAGGCAGCACCAAUCUCAUCACGCACUACAACCUGGAACAUGCCUAUAAUAAAUUCUGUGGGAAGAAGGUGAAGGAGAAGCUAAGUAACUUCCUGCCCGACCUACCAGGGAUGAUUGAUCUGCCUGGUUCCCAUGAUAACAGCAGCCUCCGCUCCCUCAUUGAGAAGCCCCCUAUUCUUGGUGGCUCUUUUAAUCCUAUCACAGGGACCAUGCUGGCUGGUUUCCGCCUCCACACUGGCCCAUUGCCAGAGCAGUGUCGUUUGAUGCAUAUUCAGCCUCCCAAAAAGAAGAAUAAGCAUAAGCACAAACAGAGCCGUACCCAGGAUCCUGUCCCCCCAGAAACACCAUCCGAUUCGGAUCACAAGAAGAAGAAAAAGAAAAAAGAGGAGGAUCCUGAACGGAAAAGGAAGAAGAAAGAGAAGAAGAAAAAGAAGAACCGACAUAGUCCAGACCACCCAGGUAUGGGUAGCUCCCAGGCCAGCAGCAGCAGCAGCCUCCGCUAACAGGACCACUGGACUCUGCCAGGAUGGCUUUUCCUGCUGUACUGAACCUGACAAAAACUACCUUCUAGGCUCUUGGACACUCCCUUGGGAGCAUCUUGUAGCUGGGGUAGGGGCUAGCCCCUACUGUAUUCGGUUGAGAUUAAUAUGUUAGAAGGGCCAUGCUAUUGUAAGGCUUAGCCUAGUUGGCUUUCUCAUGAACAUCUCUUCCUCUCCCAGAAAGCUGUCUCUUUUUCCCUCCUUUGUGCAACUUUUCUGAUUUAGGAAUUGAUUUGUUAGGGUUUUUCUUUAAAAAAAAAUUUACAUUUAUCAAAUUGGCUGAAAUGUGGCUGCCUGUUAAGAGGUAAGUACCUUUCUAUAAGAGUCAGGGUUUAAGACAAGGCACUGCUAAGAUCUGAGGGAAUCUGGGUCUUUUCAUUGUAUUAUCUCAUUAGCAGGCAAGGAAACCACCAAAAUCAGAUUGGGGAAUAUGCUCCAAAUGUGAGGCAGAAAUGUCAAUACUUUCCCACAGCAGACACAACUCUGCUGAUAAUGUUGAGAACCAAGUGCCAGGAUGAUAUUCAAGCUUCACCUGAAGAGCUGUUUUAGGUAGGGCUCAACAGUGUUCUAGCUCAAUUUUGUGUUGAAAACAGAAUAGCCAACUGAAAAAGCACCCACAGUCACCAGUGUAUUUGAACAAGAUUGGUUCUUAGGUCAGAAGCCUGUGAUCUUUUGAAAUGAACCUCUGGCAAGCAAAAGUAAAUGUUU
This is a messenger RNA of Cynocephalus volans (Philippine flying lemur), 1491 nucleotides long. RefSeq names its product mediator of RNA polymerase II transcription subunit 19. The transcript has a single exon. Gene Ontology annotation, molecular function: transcription coregulator activity; transcription factor binding. Gene Ontology annotation, cellular component: mediator complex. Gene Ontology annotation, biological process: positive regulation of transcription by RNA polymerase II. NCBI's taxonomy places the organism in Eukaryota, Metazoa, Chordata, Mammalia, Dermoptera, Cynocephalidae. The coding region runs from base 13 to 747 and encodes 244 amino acids. The record is from RefSeq and is a predicted model, not a curated record.